This is a messenger RNA of Rotaria socialis, 1314 nucleotides long. NCBI's taxonomy places the organism in Eukaryota, Metazoa, Rotifera, Eurotatoria, Philodinida, Philodinidae. The record is from the annotation of a GenBank genome assembly.
AUGGUAUCAUCUGAAACAUCAUGUACAAUAAUUGGUGGAAGUUUAAUUAUUCUACUUAUUGCUGGUUAUUUUGGGCAACAAUUUUUACCAGCACCUAAACCAAAAAUAAUCGGUUUUGAUUUAGGUACAACUUAUUCAUGUGUUGGAAUGUAUCAUGCAAUAAGUGGUUUAGUAGAAAUAAUUCCUGCACAACGUAAUCGUUCAUGUAUGCCAUCGAUUGUGUCAUUUUUACCCAAUGGAACAGUUCUAUUAGGUUACGAUGCAUUUGAUCAUCUUGAAACAAAUCAAAAAUAUACAAUUUAUGAUGCGAAACGUUUUAUUGGUAAACAAUUUUCCAUUGAAUCCAUUAGAAAAAUACAAAAUGAUUAUCCAUUUGAAUUAAUACGAAAUGAUAAUGGUUAUGUUGAAUUUGUUGUAUCAGAAAAUGGUACACGAGUAACACCACAAAAGAUUGGUUCAUUAUUAUUAAAACAUUUAAAAGAAAUUGCUGAAAAACAUUUAAUGGUAACAAAAAUCAAGCUUUGCGUUUUAAGUGUACCAGCUGAAUUUAAUGAAGAACAACGUCAAACAACAAAACAAGCAGCAGAACUGAUUGGAAUUAAAGUUGAAAGAAUUAUAUCUGAGCCAACAGCAGCUGCUUUAGCUUAUGGAAUUCAUAAACGUAAUAAUGUACGUUAUGUUUUAGUUAUUGAUAUUGGUGGUGGUACAACUGAUGUUAGUCUACUAUCUGUACAAGGUGGAAUGUUUUCAACACAAGCAAUGGCUGGCAAUAAUCGUCUCGGCGGACAAGAUUUUAAUCAAAAUUUAUUCAAUUAUAUUUUAACAUUGAUUAAUGAUAAUCAUAAAAGAACGGAUCCAAAUUUUUUACAACAUUUAAGAAUCGAAGUUGAAAAAUGUAAACUUGAUUUAUCUGUAUCAAAUCAAUGUACAAUUAAUGCAAAAUGGAUUAUAACUAGAGAAUUAUUUGAAGAAAUUAAUCAAGAUCUAUUUAAAAAAAUUAUCGAACCCUUAGACAGAAUAUUUGCUUAUAUUAAUUCAGAUAUGAAUGACGAUGAUGAUGAUGAUGCAAGUAAUAAAUUAACAGUAAAUAAUAUAGACGAAAUUGUGCUCGUCGGUGGUUCAACUAGAAUGUUAAAAAUUAGGCAAUUAAUAGAAGAUUAUUUUCAUAAAAUGCCAAAUAUUGAGAUUGAUCCUGAUGUUGCUGUUACACAUGGAGUAUCUAUACAAGCGGGUAUUUUAGGUGGAGUAUGGCCAUUAACUGUUAGUGCUACAGAAGUGCGAACAGCAGUAGAAAAAAUUCAUAUUGAAACUUAA